AGAGUAUCAAUUUAAAAUUUACUUAACAUAAUCCACAACUCUAAGAGGAAACAAUGAUUGCCUAGAGGAAAAAGGAUGAAGCGAUAAUACAAAUUUCAUGCGUGUGAUAAUAUGAAUAUUAAGAGAAAAAUCUCAAAAUUCUCUACAGUUUUUCGUGAACCUUUGGCAAGAGUUGUCAUCUUUCUCAGCGAAUUGAAGAUUGUUUUUAAAAAAUGAUCUUUUUGAGUGCAAUUUUAUUUCUACAAUUUUUCAUCGCGGAAUCCUUUAGUGGGGCACCUAAGAGAGAAAUUCUCAAAUGUGAUGACUCUAAUGAGACCGGAGUUAGACUGGCAAUACACGAAGAGAUAAUAAAUGUUUUGUGUGUGCUGACAAGUCGUGAAUUUACGCAAAAUGUUGAAUAUUCCUUUCAAUUGAAAAAGAAUGAAUUUAUUGUAUAUUUAGAAAUUUAUAAUUCUUCCAUGACCACAAUUCCAGACUCUCUUUUACCACAUUUGCAAUUUGUGCGUGAAAUUAUAGUGCAAAAUACCUCGUUGAAGCAUGUGGAUCGAUUAAAUUACAAAUUUGAAUAUCUUUUCUUGAUGUCCAUUGGAGAUAAUGCAAUUGAAUCUCUGGACGACAACGCCUUUACAACAUUUGAAGAUUUAAUAAUAUUGAAUUUGUCAAAAAACAAAUUAACUCAUUUAAAAGGAAAUCCAUUCCCAACAUUCAACACGGAUCUCUUUUACGAUUUAUCACACAAUAAAAUUAAAAAUAUCACUGAAAGUGUUUUCAAAGGGAUGGACUUUGGUUAUCUUGCUCUCACAAAUAAUUCUUUGGAGAAUGCAGAUAGAAUUUUUGAGUACGUUGUGAGAGCUGAAAAUUUGAAUUUGAGUCACAAUAAGUUGAAGAAAUUCCAACCUAUUGGUUCAUUGAACACUUCCUUCAUUGAUUUAUCUUCCAAUUUCCUGGAAUCUGUGGAUUUUACAAAAAUUGAUGCAAGUACCAUUAAUAUGCUCAAAGUAAAUGAUAAUUCACUAACUAAAAUAUCCCUUGGAUCGUCAAUCAAAAGUCUUACUUCGCUGCAAUUGGAAAAGAACAAACUUGGAAACAAUUUGCAGGAUAUUUGCAAAUGUGAACAAUUGGUGAAUUUAACGUUAAAGGACAACCUCAUUCGUGAUAUAGGCUCUUGUUUUUCCGAAAUGAAAGCCCUCAAAUUGUUGGAUUUAGCAAAAAAUCGCAUAAAAGCCAUCAAACCCGAAAGCUUCCACAAGGAUAACGCAAUUGAAACCCUUGAUUUGGCUUUCAAUCGCAUUGAAAGCUUCAACGAGGACACAAUGACCGUUUUUGGGCAUUUGAAAAUUCUAAAUCUAACCGGAAAUCGUCUCAAGGACUUCUAUGACAAUCCAAAAACAAUAAUGCCCAAUUUAAUGGUCCUGGGACUAUCCCACAACAAAUUCAAAUGCUCAAGAUUCUCAGCACUGCAGGGCAAAUUCAGUCUUCUCUUCAAAUUCUUCAUUGAUAGAAGUGUGUCCGUGGAUGGAACAAAUGUUUCCAAAGAAGGUUGUUAUGACGACAAAGAAGAAACUCCAAAAACAACAUCAGAGAUUUUUGAUGCAAUUAUUGCAAUGCAAACCUGUUUAAGUGAAAUAAAAGAUGAAUUGAAAAAAACUAAUGAAAUAUUGGAGAAUAAAGUUGAAAACUUAUGCUCAAAUUCAAAUAGAGAGAAUCAUUGAUUGUUUCCCAGGUUUUAUGUUAUAUUGUUUGCACAAAAAAGAAUUUGAAAUAAAAAUUAAAAUGCUUUUAUUUUAUACGAAACUUUGUAUACAUAAUAAUACAUGUAAUAAAUAAUAAACAAAAAUAAAAAA
Messenger RNA from Lutzomyia longipalpis, 1844 nucleotides. Its product is annotated as toll-like receptor 6. Bases 213 to 1712 code for a protein of 499 amino acids. The transcript has 2 exons. The record is from RefSeq and is a predicted model, not a curated record. Gene Ontology annotation, molecular function: protein binding. NCBI's taxonomy places the organism in Eukaryota, Metazoa, Arthropoda, Insecta, Diptera, Psychodidae.